This is a messenger RNA of Symsagittifera roscoffensis, 1008 nucleotides long. RefSeq lists its product as uncharacterized. The record is from RefSeq and is a predicted model, not a curated record. Lineage: Eukaryota; Metazoa; Xenacoelomorpha; Acoela; Convolutidae. Bases 1 to 1008 code for a protein of 335 amino acids. The transcript is spliced from 3 exons.
AUGUGCCCUUAUGUGUGUCUGUAUGUGUGCCCCUAUGGAUGUCUGUAUGUGGCCCCAUGUGUGUCUGUAUGUGUGCCCCUAUCUCUGUCUAUAUGUGUACCCCUAAGUGUGUCUGUAUAUGUGUGUCUGUAUGUUUGCCUCUUGUGUGUCACUACUUGUGCCCCUAAGGAUGUCUGUGUAUGUGCCCCUUUGUGUGUCACUACUUGUGCCCCUAUGGAUGUCUGGAUGUGUGCCCCUAUGUGUGUGUUUGUGUGCCCCUAUGGAUGUCUGAUUGUGUGUCCCUACGUGUGUCUGUUUGUGUGCCCCUAUGUGUAUUUGUAUGUGUGCCCCUACGUGUGUCUGUACAUGUGCCCCUUUUGUGUCUGUACAUGUGCCCCUUUUGUGCCUGUACAUGUACCCCUGUGUGUGACUGCAUGUGUGCCCCUGUGUGUCUUGUGUCCCUAUAUGUGCCCAUAUGUGUGUCUGUAUGUGUGCCUCUACGUGGGUCUGUAUGUGUGCGCCUAUGUGUGUCUGUACGUGUACCCCUACAAGUGUCUGUAUGUGUGCCCCUAUGUGUGUCUAUACAUGUACCCAUAUGCGUGUCUGUUUGUGUGCCCCUAUGGAUGUGGGAAUGUGUGCCCCUAUGCGUGUCUUCAAAGAUGCCCCUACGUGUGUCUGUAUGUGUACCCCUAUGUGUCUUUAUGUGUGCCCCUAUGUGUGUCUGUACAUGUGCCCUUAUGUGUGUCUUUGUGCCCCUAUGGAUGUCUGAAUGUGUGCGCCUAUGUGUGUCUAUUUGUGUGCACCUAUGGAUGUCUGAAUGUGUGCCCCUGCGUCUGUCUGUAUAUGUGCCCAUACGUGUGUGUGUGUCUGUGCCCCUAUGUGUGUAUGGAUGUGGCCCUCAUGUGUGUCGGUACAUGUGCCCCUAUGUGUGUCUGUGCAUGUGCCGCUGUGUGUCUGUAUGGGUGCCCCUACGUGUAUCUGUAUAUGUGCCUCUACGUGUGUCUGUAUGUGUGCCCCUACUUGUGUUGA